This is a messenger RNA of Athene cunicularia (burrowing owl), 2045 nucleotides long. RefSeq names its product F-box protein 15 (gene FBXO15). The transcript is spliced from 9 exons. NCBI's taxonomy places the organism in Eukaryota, Metazoa, Chordata, Aves, Strigiformes, Strigidae. The record is from RefSeq and is a predicted model, not a curated record. The coding region runs from base 20 to 1426 and encodes 468 amino acids. Gene Ontology annotation, molecular function: protein binding.
GUCAAGGAGUUUUGCUGCCAUGUCUGGGGAAUGUUCUGAAACUGUAAAUGCUGGAAUUAAAAGUCUGUAUUUGACGUCUUCCAUAAAACCAAAACCUAGUUUCUGCAUUGAGAGCAUGCCAUCAGAAAUGCUGAUGAAGAUACUUUCCUAUUUGGAUGCUGUGUCCCUGCUGUCUAUUGGUUGUGUGAAUAAGCGCUUCUAUGAUCUGGCCAAUGAUAAUGGAAUCUGGCUGAAAAUCUAUUCCAGGUGUUUUAAACCGAAAAGGACAAUUUGGACAAUGAAAUCUCAACAGAGAGAAACUAUUUCCUUGGGCUGUGCUGCUCUACGUGAUAGAAAGCCUGGGUACUGGAAGAAAGAAUACAUCUUCAAACAAAUAGCUGCUGUCAAAACUAGAGUAAUGCGACUUGUUAAACCUGUAGAUCCUUAUACGGGUCUUCCAUGUAAAAACAAAGAAGCUAUAAAAGCCUCUGGCUUGAGUUGGAUAAUUGUUCUAAAGGACAAAAAUAGAAAGGAACAUGUAAUGGAGAAGGCAAACCUAUCAUUUAAGGACACAUCUGUUACUGUACUUUGGUAUAGUACAGAUUUGCCGUGCUUAGACAUCCUGUCAACCCUAAAACUAUAUGGAGUUAUGCCAUUGCUUCCUGACCAAAGUGGAGCUCCCAGCAAGAAUGGACCUCGUCUACGGUCCUUAAUUGCUGAGUACCAUCUUGCUAACCUGACUGAAAGUAGUGUCGUAGUUGGUGCUGAUAAACUUGUCCAGCUCUUCAGUCUGAAUCCAGGACUCUUAGUAGGACUUUGGAAGGAGAAAAAUGAAAUUGCUUUUGUUAUGGUGAGUCUUCAUUAUCAUCAACUACUUGAGAGAAGCACUUUGGGUUCUGCUACUGUUCAAUAUGCCCUUGCACCUAAUACACCUGUAUUGGAUGAUGUUGACCCAGAGUAUGGACUGCAUGACUACAUCCUACAUGUUGAUAUGCAUGGUAGAAGCUGCACCUACCUGUGUGGAACAUUCAGGAGCCUCUUCUGCAGAAAAGGUGACAUUGCAAAUGGAUAUUUGAGGCUCCCAGUUGUAAGCUUAAAGGAUCAUAGAAAGCACAUGCCUCUUCCUGGGACACUUGGCUUAUCCUGGGAAACAGAUGUGUUUAAAGGCAAAGUAAAGGAUUGCUACAUGAUGGAUGUUACUCUCUUGGAUGAAACUGGAAAGCCCUUCUGGUGUUUCAGCGCCCCAGUCCAUAUGGAACCAUCUGCCAAGGCAUCCUGCCUUUAUGACUAUAUGGGUCCUAUCUAUACCAUAGACUAUGCAGAUGCAGAGGGUAAAGUCUCUGUUGAGUUGAUAUGGUUGGAAGAAACGAAGGAGUAUAUUAUAGUCAAUUUGGUGCUAUAUAUAAGCACCAAAAAGGUAAAUGACUGGUAUGGAACAAAUUACUGAAUUGCAUCACUAAUUUCCUUGCUUUAAAAAAAAGAAGCAAAAACCAUACUAAACUCUUAAUCCUUAAAAUUGAUAGCAAUGAGCAAGACUGUUCCUACAAGUUUUUCAGUAACAGUUGCAAUGGCAUAAUUUUUUUUUUUAAUUGGUAUUGGAUAGAUUGAAGAGACAUGUUUAUAUAAUUUUUUUUUUUUCCUCUCUGUUGAACAUCACGUGGUUAGUCUGUUUCUAGUACUGGAUGUAUUUAAAUUAUUUUUAGGAAAAGUUUUCUUUUUAUAUACUUGUUACAAUGGUUGAUGGAUUACUUCUUGUGAGAGCCAUACUGUGAAGAUGCUUACCUUAUGUAAACUACACUGUUUUUGAGAACAUUGACUUUUAUGCCUAGUAGUAAAACAGCAUGCAUGCUGUUCCCUUCAGAUUCAUUAGAGGGUUAUUGGUAAAUAAAAGGUUUUGACAUGUUUUGUUUAAAUGCAGAAAUACUUUAUUUUUCAGAAAACACUUCAAUCCUAGUAUAGGAUUUAAAAGGUAGACAGGAAGUCACAGAUCUGAACAAUAUGGCAGUUAAGGCAUUAGUUAAGAAAAUCACAUAUAAUAUCUAUUAGGAAAUGUCUUUAAACUUCUG